Molecule: messenger RNA, 505 nt
Organism: Halichondria panicea
Lineage: Eukaryota; Metazoa; Porifera; Demospongiae; Suberitida; Halichondriidae
Product: U6 snRNA-associated Sm-like protein LSm3
Exons: 3
Coding region: 1-318 (105 amino acids)
Biological process (GO): mRNA splicing, via spliceosome; P-body assembly
Cellular component (GO): catalytic step 2 spliceosome; Lsm1-7-Pat1 complex; P-body
Molecular function (GO): RNA binding
Source: RefSeq, a predicted model, not a curated record
AUGACAGACGAAACUGAAGCGAGCCUAGGAUCAGGAGGAGGUGGUAAUGUCGUGGAGGAGCCACUGGAUUUGGUGCGGCUGAGUUUGGAUGAGAGGGUGUAUGUCAAGAUGAGAAAUGAUAGAGAGCUCAAAGGAAAGCUACAUGCAUAUGAUCAACACUUGAACAUAGUCCUGGCGGAGGUGGAGGAGACAGUGACAACAGUAGAGCUAGAUGAGGAGACAUUUGAGGAGAUCUAUAAGUCUACCAAGAGAACAGUCCCUAUGAUGUUUGUGAGAGGAGAUGGUGUCAUCCUGAUAUCACCACCACUCAGAGGAUAACUAUAUCAUGUAUGAAAUGUACCAUUGACUUGUUCACUUUGUCUACCAAUCAAUUUUGUUAUAAAGGGGAGGAGUUGUAACAUCUGCUGGAGCAGUUACAAUUGUCAGUUUGUCAUUAUAAAAUUAUAUGUAAUACAUACUGUUUGUAUCUGAAGGAAAAUUAACAUUAUAAUUUAUGAGCAAUAAA